AUGGAAUGCCUUAUUUGUAUUCCAAAUAGAAAGGUUAUGUAUGGAAAGAAUCAAGAUAAAAUUAGAAUGAAAGGUAGAGUAUUGUUAGAUUAUUAUUUAAGAAAGUCUCUCUAUCAUAAAGAAUCACUUCUUCCCUUUAUAAUAAAUAUGCUGAAUCUUAAAACUAUUAUUACACCAAAGUAGUUAAUGAUUUGAUACUCAACUAACCAACUAAGGCUACAAUUUGGUUUAAAGUAUAAUAUUUUCAAUUUUACAAAGGAUUUAGAAUAAUAUGAUGAAGAAGUAGAACAUUGUAAAAAACUCUACACAUUAUCAUCAUAUCCAAAGAAAAUUAAGAUUUUAGUUGAAUUUUAUAGAGUAUUCAUAAUUCAUUACAUUUGCAGUUCCAUAAGGAUAUUCCAAGGUGGGCCGUUAAUGAAUAAAUUGUUUCCAUAUUAAACGAAUUUUACAAUCAAAGAAGAAAAUUAGAAUACUAUAAAAUACAAUAUAUAAUUGAAUAAGAAAACCAAUAAAAUCCAAAUAGAACUCCAAAAGGUAUUGUGGGAGAAUAACCUUAAGAAUCCUAAAGUACUCCAAAAUCAUCUCAAGAAUCUGGUUAAGUUGUUGGAAAUGUUUUAGAUGAAUUAAAAAAUGAAUUAAAAUAAAGAACAUAAACUUAAUAAAGUGAAAUAAAUGAAAUUAUUAAUGCUUUAAAUNUUUUAAUAAAAUCUAACCUAUUUUUAUAGUAUUAAUACUUUCAAAUUAUGUUUAAGACAUAUCUCCUUAACUCUAUUUGGAUCUGUAAUAAUUGA
This is a messenger RNA of Paramecium pentaurelia, 791 nucleotides long. Lineage: Eukaryota; Ciliophora; Oligohymenophorea; Peniculida; Parameciidae. The record is from the annotation of a GenBank genome assembly.